Molecule: messenger RNA, 8812 nt
Organism: Bacillus rossius redtenbacheri
Lineage: Eukaryota; Metazoa; Arthropoda; Insecta; Phasmatodea; Bacillidae
Product: 3-((Z)-2-isocyanoethenyl)-1H-indole synthase-like
Exons: 2
Coding region: 5060-6910 (616 amino acids)
Molecular function (GO): oxidoreductase activity
Source: RefSeq, a predicted model, not a curated record
ACAGGUGUUGCACAGACGUGUACAUUCGCUCACGUUAUUUUUAUUUUUAUUUUUAAAUAAAUGAUUAUGAAACCCGAAAAGGUGUUAAACUGCGUUGUUAAUUUUUCAUCCAAAAUGGCCAACAUUUAUCAACUUACUCCUGUCAAAUUGGGUUGUGAAGUUCGCGGUGUUAAUUUGAAAACCGAAAACCGACCAGAGGGUAAGUUUGGUCACUUUUUCUUCCACAAGAAGUUGUAACUAAAAUAAAUUAGAUACUUGCUGAAUCAGUUAAAGACAUACUGGUUAACCUAACCCUAAAAUUUUCAUUUCUUUAAUAGUUUAAUAAUGUUCUUCAGGCAAAUUUGUAAAUAAUAAGUCUAAGAAAAGCGCUUAGGUUCACAAAUAAUAGGUACUUAUUUAUUUAUUUAUUGAAAAUUCGUUCAACAGAUUCUUAAAAGAAUAUAGAACGUGUCAAUAAAGUCAACAAAAAUGAACAAUACAAACAAUCAAAUUAAUUAAAUCAUAAUAUAUCACAUCAAAUUAGUACUAAUUAAAACAAAAAUAUUAAAUACAUCAAUAUACAAACAAAUCAUCAUAAGUUAUUCUAAACGAAUCCAACGUUACAACGUUAAUACAUAUUAAUGUAGCAGACCUAACUCAACUAACCUUUCACUCCUUUCACUUACGAUUUUACUCGCCUUGUUUCAUAGAAGUCACUACGCUGCAUAAUUACAGAUAAAGCUAGUUAACUGUACCUGGACAGUUAAUCUACACUGGGUGAGUUAAGCCAAAUUAAUUCUAGAAGCUUUGAGGAGGGGGGCAUGGUGGUGAAGUGAUUAGAUCACUUGCUGGUAAUUAUAAAAAAAAAGGGAUGCAUCCGUAUAAAAAGCAAAUUAAAUGCUGUAAAUUGCAUUUUUUUUUUACUUCCCGGGUCCUUACAUACUUUCUAAUUAUUCUGUAAAACAUCAUUGCAAUAUUUCAAGUAGGGCCUAGUUCACCAUUAUACAUUUAAAAUACUGUAAAUUUGUGGGAACAUUCAAUUAGAAUAGCUACAUUUAAAAUACUAUAAAUGUGUGAAUGUUCGGCUAAGUUAGGUCGGCUACAUUAAUCACGUAUUAUGUAUUCAUUAGGCGCGGUGCACACCAGAGCGAUACGAUAGACGAUGCGAUAAACGAUACGAUACGCGUCGCGACGUGAAUACGACAUGGUUCCAUAGAAUGUGUGGCAACUAUAUGGAAGCAACGUAAGUAGGUGCACACUAGCACGAUAGCGAUACGAUAGCGAUACCGAUCGGCGUCGUAUCGUGGAGGCUACACAGCGUGCUGGUCGCGCCAGGCAACAGUAUCGCUUCGUGUUCCCUUCACGAAACAUGGCGGGUUUGCAGGAGGAUGUUGUUACGAUGAUUGCAUUUAUCAAACAUGUAGAAAACAAGCCUUGUUUGUGGAACUACACCCUCAAAACGUAUUCUAGGACAGAUGUGACUAGUUUGGCAUGGAAAAACAUAGUGGAAGAAAUGAAAGACACAGGUAAAUGACCCAUCAGGGUCAGGAGAAAAAAAGAAAAAAAAACUUUUACCUUGUAGCACAUCUUGCUUUCCCCCGUCCCUAUAUGAAGGGAACGACUACAUCAGGGAAUGCAACCGUACAAAAAGGGGAUCACGACGAGGAAUCAGAAAAUCGUCAUGAAUGGCAGACAGACAGUGAUUUACAACAAUCAACAGAUAGUGUCAUGGAAGAAUCAUUGGGUAUGCCAGAGGGUACACAUUAAGAUGUGGAUUCUGAAAUUCUUCAACAACCCCACGUGUCAAAGAAAGGAAAGUGGUAACCCCUACACACGACAUGGACAAAGCAUUUGUUGAAUGGCUUGCCUCGAAAAAAGAAGAAAGAACUAGGAAACUGGAAAAUGAAAGCGAACGAAAUGAUUCUGACUGGCGGUUUUUAAGGUCGUUGCUGCAUGAUUUCAAGAAACUGGAUGACAGGCGCAAAAUAAAUCUUAAAGCGAAAUAUAUUCUACAGCUUAACGAACAGUUGAAUGAUGCUGAGAGAGAAGCAUCAGGCAUGUUUUCUUCACAAUGUGAUCCGUCUGUUUACAGUACUCCACAUGAGAUACAUUGUCCUAUUCCAACCACUGUACUCUCAGCUAACAACGUUCACACAGUUUCACACACUGAUUGUUUACCCAAUAACAUCGACACAGUUUCAUUAACAAUAUUGCGUUAACAUUUGUGUGAUGCAAAUAGUGUUUUUUUCUUUGUUUUGAUUGUAUUAUAUUAUCUUCUUUUUCUAUACAUAAUAAAUGAAUGUAUACACUAUAUACCGCAACUUACUCUAUGACCUCUUAAUUGCUAAUAACAUAGUUUACUUACCUUAAUGUAAUAAGUAAUUUCUCAGCAGGUGAAACAACAAGCCUGUAUUUAGUGUCUUGGCUUCGCAGUUCCUCUGAAACUAGCUGCUCCAGAAUGCGAAACGUUUCUGUGCUCAUCCUAUACAUUUCAUGAUUUUUUUUUCCGCUUUGUCGGAGUUCUCGGCCAACCACAGCCGAAAUAUGUUUAAUAUUCAUCAUGGGUGGAGCCAGGGGGGGAGGGUUUAGGGGUUCAAUCCCUCCCCCCCUUUAGCACCAAAUCUUUAAUUAAUUUCUUAUUCAUCACUGAAACAAAUUUCAUAUUAAAAUUAAUAAAAUUUUUACCAUUACAAUAUUUAAAUUUAAGUACCGAAAACUGCUAAAAUAGCACUAUUUUACACCUUAAAAUCAAAAUUUUCCCGGGGGAGGACCCCCGGACCACCCACUUUAAUACGGGGGGACCAUGCUUCUUAACACCCCCCAUACACAAAUCCUGGCUACGCCAUUGAUAUUCAUGACAUUAUACGGAUGCACCCAGUACUUCCUUGCCCUUUUCCAUUUACGAAUUUUUAGGUAGCUGUAAGCCACUACAAAAAUCCUCGUCAAAACAAACUCAUCAUUACAAAUGAGACCUUUAUCGCUUUCUGUAUUGCCUAUAGCAUUGCUCUGGUGUGUACCUGAGAGUUGACAAGAUAAAAGUUGCGUUGCGCAAAGCGAUCCCACGCUUAUCGCAUCGCCUAUCGUAUUGCUCUGGUGUGCACCGCGCCUUACAUAUUCAAUGUACUUUAUUGGUGUACCUACUUUUUUUUUUUAAUUUUUGCAAGAAUCAGCAUAUAUGAAUGAAAUUGGACUAUCACAAAUAUUACAAAAUUUGAAGAAAUAUUAAAUAACACACCUUCAAAACUACUGACAAUCACUGACAACUUUAUUUCAAACAUCAAGCAAAUGUCAUGUUCUAAGUAUUCAAAAUAGCAGGUAUUCUAUCUUUUUACGAACAUGCUACUGAAAAAAAAAGAUUGAUAAAUAUAUAGAUUGUUCAUAUUUUCAUUGCUAUAGAGUGUACAUAUAUAUAGAGAUAUGGAAAGAGAUUUGUUAUAGGUAUGGUAUAUAUAAGAAUAUAUAUAGAAAGAGAUAUAGAGAUAGAGAAUUAGAGAGAGAAAUAGAGAGAUUGAGACAUUGCAAUGCAUGCCUGGCACAACUGAUAGAAUAAACCCUUUUAGCCAUGCGCUUGUGGCAGCCCUAGGCUUUGCGUGGUCCUAGGCCAUUUACUAUAGAGGAGCACUAGUAUUUUUGAUGGGUGCCAUACUGGGGGAGGGGGGGAUGUAUAGAAUCUUCCCUAGAGAGUAACAUGGUUAUGUGGCCCUCUACCGGGAUGUUUGAAAAAUAAACAGAAAGCAGGAGUUUGUAUGGCUUUCAUUUACCAUUUGAACAUGGUGAGCACCAAAAUAACUAAUGUCAUUAAGAAAACCUGGUUUAAACAAAAAAAAUCUAAAAGUCAGUCAUGGGGACUGUCGACAGAAGUGAAAACUGAAUUUUUUUUUUUUUUUUAAUGUGUAAUAUGAAAUUAUUUCCAUGUCAAAUGUAAGCAAGAAAAUGAUUUUGGUAUUAUAUCACUAGCAUGUCGGUGAUGCGAACCCAUAAGUUUUGCCCCUACCAAUAAUAACUUUAAAACUAGACUAAAUGAAGUUUUUUCAUUGAAGAGCCAUUCCGGCCAAAAUGGGAAUUCUUUUAAAAAAAAAAUUAUUUUUUCAAGAAAUAUGUAUAAAUUUUUUUAAUGUAGAUAAUACUUAAAAUUUAAGGAUAACACUGUUUAAUUUAAGAAAUAUACAAAUUUUAACAUGAUUUACAAGCAUUGAAUCUAGUGGUGUUGACUUUUUAAUGGCACUACAUUAUUUUCUAAGCGUUGGUAGUACCUACUGAAUAAAAAGAUAAGCUUUUAACAAAGUUUUGAAAGGUGCUAUGGUUCAAGAGAUGUUUUAAGUGUGUGCACUGGAAAUUUCAUUGAUACAGGUGAGUAAAUUCAAAAUGUAUAUAUUAAACAGUAAGUACAUGUUUGUAAUGUAACAUCCGUGACAGAAAACUUGAAAAAGUUUUUCUAUUCAGUAAUGGACUUUCAUUCCUCUAUAACAAUUAGGCCAUGUUGGCAUCUAGGUCAGGUGCUGACUGCCUACUAUCUUUAAGUCACUAUACAAUUUUUAAUAUUUAAAAAAUAAGUGUCACGGAUGUUACACAUUUAAGGUGUUAGCAUUUUUACCACCAGUAUUUAUAUGUCAGAAUGUCUCUGGGCUUUAGCCUACAUCAUCAUAACCUACAUAACCUAUAUUUCAGUAUGUGAUGGAUGUAAAUAACCUACAUUAUCCCAUUUUGUUGCAGAUAAUGGCACCUGUCACAUCUGCUGCAAGAACAGCGAAGAUGAGAGCAGAAAUGGUCGGAAAAUACAGAGAGGUGGGCUGAAUAUUUGAAAAAAGACAGAGAAAGAAAUUGGUUGAAGAGGCAAGCAGAAAAACAGAAGUGCAUUAAUGAUAAGAAGCUAUUAAACACUAAACGAGAAAAAACAAGACUUAGAGUGCAGGAAUGGAGGAAGAAGAAAAGACUAGUAACCAACAUUUGUAAGGAGCCUACAAACCUUUCAGCACUGGGUUCCUACACUUCUACCAGCACACUUCGUAAAGCUGUCCACAAGGCACGUAAGAACUUGCCAAAUAGUCCUACGAAGAAACAAGCUGUUGUUAGGCAAUUGAUGAAAGAAAUUUUUUCAACUCCAGAGGAUGAGCUUUUUAAAGCACAAAAAUUUCUAGCACCCAGGGGAAAAUUGUACAGAAAAGAAGAUUUGGAAACUGCAAGAAAUUUUUUUGAGAAUGAUGACAUUAGCUGGAAAACUUCUGGGAAAAGAGACUGCAUAACAGUGAAAAAUGAAGUCACAGGAAAGAAAGAAAAGAAGCAAAAACGUUUCCUUACGAUGAGUGUUGUUGAAGCUCACCAAAAGUUUUCUGAACUCUACCCUGAAAUACACAUAUCUCGUUCUAAAUUCUUUGAAAUGCGCCCAAAACAUGUAAAACCCAUUAAAGAUACUCCACAUAAUGUUUGUGUAUGCAUUAAACAUGCAAAUUUCAGAUUUUUAGCUGAGGCUAUCUCUCCUUUUUGUAUUGGUUAUCAAGGAAAUUCUUUAACACCAACAUCGCUGAUUCAAAUAAUGUGUUGUAAUACACAUGAAGAACGAUGCAUGACUAAUAAAUGCUCUGUUUGCCAUUAUGAUGUAAAAAGUCUGCUGGAACCACAUUCUGACUUUUCAAGGGAGGUGAAAUGGAAUAAAUGGAUAAAAACAGAGGGUCAGUUGGUAGUUGAAAAGGUAUCUUCAAGUCUACAAAACCUUGUAACACAACUAAAUACAUAUAUCCCCAAUUUCAAGAAGCAUGUGUUUGUAAAAUGUGAGCAAGCAAGAUACUUUGAGGACAAAAAGAAUAACUUAAGGAAAGGAGAAGCUGUGAUGCAAGUAGACUUUGCUGAGAACUACAGCAUCAUUUCCCAAGUGACAAUUUUUACGUGUUGCUUGUGGUUUGAGGACAUGGCAUUUUCAUAUGUGGUAGUAAGUGACGAUGUGAGCCAUUCCAAACAGUCAGCUUGGACUUUCAUAAAAACAAUAAUUUCUCACUUUCAGCAGAACCCAAAUGUGUCUUUGUGUGAUCUUAUAAUAUUUUCAGACAACUGUUCUUCCCAAUUUAAGAGCAAGUAUACAGUUUUUAACAUGUGCUUUUUGGCUGACGAUCUCAAUGUGAAGACUGUAGAGUGGAACUUCUUUGCUGCUGGUCACGGAAAGGGUGCAGUAGAUGCCAUCGGAGGCCAAGUAAAAAGAAUGGUUUGGACAACUGUCAAGGCUCGACGUACUACCGUCAAUAAUGCUGGAGAAUUCUUCAAUGUAGCUCAAGCUCAGUGCAAGUCCACUGAGGUACUUUACGUAAGCAAAGAAGAAAUAGAAGAGACUUCAGUGUUUCUGAACAAUCGGUGGGAGAAAGUGAGAGGUACGACGGGUAUAAGAGAAAUUCAUUACUUCAGGAAAAUCGAUGACUUGCAUGUUGCUGCUGGGUUUACCUCAACGUCUGCCAAAAGUAAAGUUCAAGUUGCUUUCAGAGGCAAAGCAGCGAUGACAAAUCAGAAGUGUAGGUGGAGUGAUGUGUAUUCUUCUGAUACGGACAACAGUGUUGCAGAGUCAAAGUUUGAAGAUUUUGAGCAAUCUUGUGAAGAUAAUACUACUGAACUCUUUCAUUCCUCAAACACAGAUGACAAUCAUCGACCCAUUAAAAUUGCAAAUAUUACUGCUGGUAUGUAUGUAAAAGUAUGCAUUACUGGUCAUGGAAAGUCCAAAGCUAGCCAUCAUUAUUUUGCAAUAUGUCAAAGUGCAUUGAAUGUAAAUGGUGAUCUACGUGUGCUCUUCUUGAAACAGUAUGGUAAAAGUGGAAAGUUAUUUGUUCCUGAUGAAGACGAUGAGAGAGAUGUACAUGUUAAUCAGGUGGUAUGUACUAUUCCAAUCCCAGACAUUAAGGAAAUAGGAAGCAGAGUGGUGUAUAAAUUCAAAGACAAAGUUUGUUUGUGAUGUGAUGUUCUUACAGUUCAAUAUAUUAUGUCUUUAAAUUUCUGUACACUUCAAAUGCUUUAAAUGUGUAAGUAUACAUACUUGGCAUGUGUUUUCUUUAGUUGGUUAAAUUAGUAAUUUUAGUCUCUUUAUGUUUAUAACAGUUAUAUUCAGUAUUUUUACUUAGAAUUUUCAAAUUGGCCUGUAAAUUUGGGAAAAUUUAGGAUAAUAAUACCAGCUGUAACAUCCGUGACAAAAUGUGUGUAACAUCCGUGACAUGAAAAAAAGAGCUAUAAAAUAUUUACUGAAUGUGUUUUCUUUGCGUUCGUGAUAGUUAUGAAACUACCAUAGCUUUCAGACAAACAUUAUGGAUAAAAAAGUAUUCUUGUGUGAGGCAGAGACCAGAGUUUUUUUAUUUCAUUUGACAAUGCCCGAGGUGAGUUCACAAAUUUUGUAACAUCCGUGACACAGCCUUUUAUUAAUUUUUUUGCAAAAUUUGUAAAAUAUAGUCAACAAAAUUUUAUCUGUAUGAAGAUAAAGAUAUUUUACAUGGAGUCCAGUAAUAAAAUAAUGCAAAAUAAAUUCUAUUUUGAACAUAUUGAAUUUAAAAUUAGUACUAAUGUAACAUCCGUGACAACCGGAAUGGCUGUGAAAGAAUAAAAAAAUAUUAUCUUAAAUCUACAAAUAAUCAACGUUAUCUCUAAUAAAUAAAUAACCUGACAUUUGAAGAAAUUUACAUCAUAAAUAAAUAAACAAAAGAAAAAACGUAACCUGAACUUAACUACUUACUAAAAAAUAUCCAAUACUCGCAAUAUGUACCACACAAUAACGUUAAAAUUUCCUUGGAAAAUAAAGAUAAACUUAAAAACUUGUAUCUUUAAAAAUAGAAUAAAUUGAGUUUUAUCCUUGAAAUAUAAAAACAAUUAACACGUCACGUGACCAUAUCGAUGACGACCUACAUGAAUUUACUCCCUAUCCAAACCUUCCUAUAGAAGUUUCACUUCAAAAACAGAUUGUUUGGUAUUUAAGAAAAAAAUACCUGGUUUUUUUUCCUAACCUGGUAAAAAGUCAGGCAACUGUUCAGCACCAUGAACAUGGCUAUUAGGUAAUAUUUAGUGAAUAUACUUACAGGUAAAGGUAUACAAUAAUUUUAUUGAUAAGAAAAUGAAAUAACAAACAUUGCAUAAAAGACCAAGUCUUAAUUUAUGGAUGUGUGUGGUAAGUUAGGUAUAGUUUCAUUUCUCAGCUGCCUCACCCCUUUCCCCCUUUUCUAUUAGCUUAAGGUUCACACUCUUUGAUCGGUGGUCUUCUCCUGUUACUCCCGUUUCCCUCACCCAUUCAUUUCAUCUCUGAUCCGUUCUCAUCGCAUCUCAUCAUCUCUAAUAGGUACCUCAAUGUCAAUGUCAUGUUAAGCUCUAAUUCAUUCAGUCAUCUAAAUAACCACUGGCAUUAAAGCAGGGUCAUUGGCAAGCAACAAAGUUUUAAGAGAAUCAGCUCUAAGAACUCAAAAACUUCUAUAAAAAAACACCAUGAACACUUUAAAACAUGUUUAAGUGCUCAACAAAAAAGUAGAAGUCCCCAUACCCCAUACCUACCCCUAAAGGUUAAGUUUAUGACUAAACUAGUUCAUCAGUUUUGUCUGGAAUAUUAGAUACUGUAAGCCAAUUUACAAUCUAAUUUUUAAAACUAUUUAAUUAGAAUGAGCAAAAACACCCACAUAAAACUUAGUGCAGGUUGAAACAAUUAGCAGCAUAUUUAUUAAAAUUCCAAUUAUAUGUCAAGACACUCUCAAAAUUAAAUAAUUUUUAUAUUAUGAAAGCUUUUAUUCUUCCAUCUGAAACUGAAAACAAAAACAAAAAUUAGUUAAACGUAUGUUUUUUAUGCCUACCGCAUUUCUUGUGAUCAUUGGUUGUGUGUGUACGU